Molecule: messenger RNA, 917 nt
Organism: Adineta steineri
Lineage: Eukaryota; Metazoa; Rotifera; Eurotatoria; Adinetida; Adinetidae
Source: the annotation of a GenBank genome assembly
AUGACUUCAUCCAUGGCUAUCGAUAUUCUUCGUUUUACUCAACAAUAUUCACUCUACAGUACUUCUUUUAUAUUUGCCAUUGGUACAAUUGGAAAUCUACUUAAUAUUCUUAUUUUUACUACAUUAAAACUCUUUCGAAACAAUCAAUGUGUACUCUAUGUUGUCACAGAAUCAAUCGCAAACAUAAUUCAACUAACUACAUUCGCUCUUGUUUAUCAACUUCCAGCAAUAUAUCAAACUGAUCCAGCUGGUUCAUCACUUUUCUGGUGUAAAUUCCGAAGCAUGAUAAUUUCAUCAUGCACACUUAUUUCAUUUUCUACAAUAUGCUUCUCUGCUUCUCAUCAAUAUCUUUCCACAAGCCAUGUCUUCUAUCUGAGACAAUUAACGACAAUCAAAUUAGCCACAUUUCUUAUAUGUACAUCAGUUAUCAUUUCAAUAUUACAUACUAUACCAUUUGGUAUAUUUCUUGAAAUUCGAUCAUCUGUUUGUGCUGUAUUUAAUCAAAAUAUGACUAACUAUUUGUCUUAUUUUUAUUAUCCAGUUCUAUCUGGAUUUCUACCUGUUUUUAUUGCAUCAGUAUUUAGUAUUUUAGCAUAUAAUAAUGUUAGACGAAUAGUUCGAAGGCAAGUACCAAUAGUUCGACGAAGACUUGAUCAACAAUUAACAGCAAUGAUACUUAUUCGUGUAAUAGUAUUUAUCAUUUUAACUGUACCUUAUGAUAUUCAAAGAAUGUAUACAUAUAUUGCAAAAGUGAAUCAAUCAAAUCUACUUUAUUUUGCAAUUGUUAAUCUGAUUGGAGCAGUUUUAGGAACAUUCUUUAAUCUGAACUAUGCGGUAAGAUAAUAUAGAUGAUUUGUGUUCUUGAAUGUGAUUGUUUAGGCAUCUUUUUAUGUAUUUGUGAUAACAUCUGCUCGAUU